AUGAAGAUCAUCGCAGUUCUAUUAUUGGUUAUGUCAGUUGCGUUGGCAACGCGUCCUUGCCCAAUGGAUUACCGUCCAAUCUGCGGGUCCAAUGGGGUAACCUAUGGUAACCAAUGCGAUUUCGACAAUUACAAACUCUCGGAUGCAACCGCAUUCGUUGCCUACAAAGGUCGUUGCAAGAUAACUGUACCAUCCGUGCCAGAGUGCAAAUGCGAUCCUAAGUAUCAACCUGUUUGCGGAACAGAUGCUGUCACCUACCAUAACAGAUGUCUCUUGGAAUGCUCGAAACACAACGAUCGUAUUUUGUUCUACCUGUACGAAGGUAGAUGCGAAGAAAACCAAAAACGUAUCUGCCCUUGCUCAUUCGACUACUUCCCAAUCUGCGGCUCCGAUGGUCACACCUAUGCGAACCAAUGCGAUUUCGAUUGCAACAAAGACACUGACAGCACCCUCCAAGUGGCCAAAUACGGAUUAUGCUAG
Nicrophorus vespilloides is the source of this 480-nucleotide messenger RNA. Its product is annotated as serine protease inhibitor dipetalogastin-like. Gene Ontology annotation, molecular function: protein binding. The record is from RefSeq and is a predicted model, not a curated record. The transcript has a single exon. NCBI's taxonomy places the organism in Eukaryota, Metazoa, Arthropoda, Insecta, Coleoptera, Silphidae. The coding region runs from base 1 to 480 and encodes 159 amino acids.